UCUGUUGCAUGGUGUAUGUGUGUGUGUGUAUGUGUGUUGUAUGUAUGUAUGUAUAUAAAAUCUUGCAGCGUAGGAUGUAGAAUCAGUCGUAGCAAUAGAAGGAUAACAUGAGGCCUGCGGUCCUGUCGAGCCUGCUGGCCCUACUGUGUCAGUACGCACUGGUUAACAGCCACAUAUUGGGAAGGGCCUCUUCGACCAGUGACCUUGCUCAGCUCAAGUCUUUACUGGAGCGCUUUGAGGAGACUCUGGCUGAAGCAGCCCAGGAGGAGGACUCUGAGGCGAAUUAUGAAGCGACGAACCAAGAGUCUGAGCGCAGCCAGGCCAGGCCAGGAUGGAACCUGGACCAGGACGGGGACCAGGAACCUCUGAAAUUAGAAAGAUUUCAACCACCAGCAGAGGGCCACAGCAAGCCCACGAGUCCGAGGAGUCGUCUGCAGGACCUGCUGAUGACCACCAGGAAACGGGCCUCCAGCUGCUUUGGCGCCAGAAUGGAUCGAAUAGGAAACGCCAGCGGCCUGGGAUGCAACAGUGGAAGAGGAUAGACCUGGGACACGUUGGCUUACACUUCCAUCUUCAACUGAAGACGCAGCCAGAGCAAUUGGAUCCGUAUGGUUUUGCCUUAGUGACAGUUUGAGUGUUUGAUUUUCUGUGACAGCUGCAUGCAGGUUCCUGAACAAAGAUAAAUAAACUAGUCUUUCCUGUGAA
This is a messenger RNA of Scophthalmus maximus (turbot), 705 nucleotides long. RefSeq names its product natriuretic peptide A (gene nppa). Gene Ontology annotation, cellular component: extracellular region; nucleus; cytoplasm. NCBI's taxonomy places the organism in Eukaryota, Metazoa, Chordata, Actinopteri, Pleuronectiformes, Scophthalmidae. The record is from RefSeq and is a predicted model, not a curated record. Gene Ontology annotation, biological process: neuropeptide signaling pathway; negative regulation of systemic arterial blood pressure; receptor guanylyl cyclase signaling pathway. The transcript is spliced from 3 exons. Gene Ontology annotation, molecular function: hormone activity; hormone receptor binding. The coding region runs from base 108 to 542 and encodes 144 amino acids.